AUGACUUGCGGUGCGGUGCUGUCCGUGCACAAAGGAAAGAUGAAUGAAGCGGCAGCAGACAGUGUAUGGUGGAAAAUUGUAAUACAUGGAGGUAUUGAUGGAUACAGCCGGCGGAUUAUGUUUCUCAGUGCCAAUACCAACAACAGGGCUUCCACUGUACUCCAGUGUUUUCUGACUGCUGUCGCUGAACAUGGUUUGCCACAACGCGUACGAAGUGACAAAGGAGGAGAAAAUGUUGAGGUGGCCAGGUUCAUGCUGGAACAUCCAGAACGGGGCCCUGACAGACGUAGCCACAUCACAGGGAAGAGUGUCCACAAUCAGAGGAUUGAAAGGCUGUGGCGUGAUGUGUGGGUCAUGGUGGUGUCAAACUACUACCACACCUUCAGGUACUUGCAAGAGGUUGGAUUGUUGAAUCCCGAUGAAGAUAGCCACAUCAUCUGUCUCCACUACAUCUUCCUACAAAGACUGAACUGGUAUCUGAGGGAGUUCAUCAGGAUGUGGGACAGGCAUCCCCUUUCCACAGAGGGAAACAGGUCCCCACAACAACUAUGGGUGGCUGGCUUGCUUUUGGAGCCACAACAGGAUCUUCAUCUGGCUGAUGCUACAAACUGGGGCAUUGACUGGGAAGGACCUGUUGCAGAGCCUGACCCAGUGGCUGUGGUUCAGGUUUUACCAGUCCAUUCAGACCUGCAGCAGACAAUUGAGGAGCAUUUAAGGGGUACGAUUGAUCCAUACAUGACCAGUGACGUCUUCGGUAUGGACCUUUACUGGCAAGCUUUGUCACUUGUUGCACAGCUUCACUUACCGGACUAGUUCUGCUAUUUUGUGCUAUAAGUGAGCAAACUAUUUAUGUGACA
This is a messenger RNA of Platichthys flesus (European flounder), 857 nucleotides long. RefSeq lists its product as uncharacterized. Lineage: Eukaryota; Metazoa; Chordata; Actinopteri; Pleuronectiformes; Pleuronectidae. The transcript has 4 exons. Bases 1 to 813 code for a protein of 270 amino acids. The record is from RefSeq and is a predicted model, not a curated record. Gene Ontology annotation, molecular function: nucleic acid binding.